AUGGCUGCUACCCUGGCUCGUCCACAAUCCCCUGCCAUGAAUGACCCUGUUGUUGUGGCUUUUCCCAUUCUAGGAGGUACCUUCAGGUGGCGUCGCCACGUCUUCAUGAAUGGUUUGAGUAUCAGCUCAGAGUCUGGAUUAUUCAGAAUUGCUAAGCAAAAGUUCUUCAACUUUGCAAAUCGAGGUAUGGCCAAUACUAAGGAUAAAAGCACAGACAAGCUGACCAUUCUUCAGGUUGGCAAAGAAGACUUCUUGAAGGAAAGCGACCACAAAAUUAAAGAGCUACAAGAAGAGCUUUGA
Molecule: messenger RNA, 300 nt
Organism: Exophiala bonariae
Lineage: Eukaryota; Fungi; Ascomycota; Eurotiomycetes; Chaetothyriales; Herpotrichiellaceae
Exons: 1
Coding region: 1-300 (99 amino acids)
Source: RefSeq, a predicted model, not a curated record